Molecule: messenger RNA, 1653 nt
Organism: Patella vulgata (common limpet)
Lineage: Eukaryota; Metazoa; Mollusca; Gastropoda; Patellidae
Exons: 4
Coding region: 70-1326 (418 amino acids)
Source: RefSeq, a predicted model, not a curated record
UGAGGAACAUCUACCACAUCAAUUAAACUGGUUUACAAUAGCAAUUUCUUUGUCAUCUUUAUCGUUAAAAUGUCAUUGCUGAGGGUUGAUGACGAAUCGGAGCCACUCUUGGCUGGCAGCAACUCAAAUAUUCAAAAGAAAGACAAUGUUCUUAACAAUAUCGUGGACGGGGAGUUUGUGGCUACCAAACGACGCUUUGUAUCGAGAGGAACUCUGAACGUUUUUAUAGCUGUAAUGAACAUUCUAAUGAAUGUUCUGAUGAAUGUGUCCUUACCAGUAUUUGCUGGAACAAUGAAUGAAGUUAAAAGCGAUACAUAUGCUUUGCUGAUGAUAGCUAAUGUGUGGUUUAUGCUUGUCUUUGUUGUAAUCAUGCUUGCUAUGAAAUUUUUCGUUAACCGAUCAUUGAGCUUUAAACCCUGCACUCAAUGGAAAUGGUUAUUUGUCAUGGGGCUAACCACGACCCUGAAUGGAAUUUUUGUCGUGUUUGCCAGUCCCCCUAAUAGAACACCGCCUUAUCUCCAAGGGAUCUUAGCAACAACCAAUAUUCCAUUUACCGUUCUCUCGCGAUUUGUGCUGCUUAGGAAAGGUAUAAGUUUAAGAAGAUUUGUUUGUGUUAUUGUUGUAUUAGUUGCAUUGUUUAUCACGGUAGAACCCCAGAUAUGGAACCUAAACGGCAGUGGUGGUGGCAGUGGCGACAGUUCUGAGUCUAGCAGUGCUAGAAUUCUUUGGCCUAUGUUAUUUGUCAUUGGUUUUAUACCCAUAGGUUUCCAGAAUGCCGUGUGCGAAAAGGUCCUAAAGGGGGAUGAGGCGCAUUCCUUCAACUUCCUAAUGUGGACUCAAGUGUUUCAGAUUCUGACUAUUUUCCCAAUGUUUUGGGUUGAUUUUAUUCCUGGUUUUGGCGAGGCGGCUUCCAUCUCCGAUUUUGGGACCAAGUUGUCAAGGGGUAUUCACUGUACUUUUAUGUCUCCUUGGGACUCAACAUGCAACGGUUUAGUUGGAAAAAUGUGGAUAUUUAUUACAGGAUAUUGUUUCGCCAAUCUUUUUCAAUUCUUGCUAAUUGAAUACGCCGAGGGUGCAGUUUAUGCCGUUGUUGUCCAGUCACUUGUAACUCCCACGGCAACAUUGUUCUGGUCUUUCUUUAAAUUCCAGACAAAAGAAGAUCAUUUCUUUUGGUCGCCAACUUUCAAUACAACAACAGGUUUCACUUUAGCGGGUCUAGCAAUAUUAGCUCCAACUGUUGUGGUGUAUAAUUACUUUAGUCGGAAAGAUGCAGAAGAAAGGCUCACUAUGGAAUUUACAGUCGAAGAACCCAGAGAUAAGGAUUAAGAACUACAUGUGUAGGAGGGCUGGCUGAAAAGUUCUAAGUCUGAAAAGGAUAGAUCAGUUGGUUUGAAACAAACUUUUGCCACCAACAAGUACAUCCAUUGAAUAAAUCAUAGACGUAAGAACUGCAACUGUAGUGUUAUUAUUGUCUUCGUACUAGACCAACUUGUGAACCUACCCCGGAGAUAGACAAAACUGGCUAAAGGGCAGUCAUCUAGUACCUGCAUUUGAAAGGACUAACUCCAUACAGAUACACGGUGAUAUGUUCUCCACUUGUUAGGAUCAUGUCCCUUCCUUGCCCACAGUAAAGAAGUGGGCUGUGGGAUUUAA